AGUGAUUUGAGACAUUGGCAGUGCCUCAACCUCAGGCAUGUUGUUCCUCCUGGGUCUCAACCUCCUUGCCUGUGCUGUGAAGAGUGUUGUGAGUGCAAAUUCCUCUCAGAAUUUCAAUGAUAUUCAGAAUGAAGAUGUGAGACGGUGGUUUCGCAACAUGGACGCUGAACUCAAGUCCCUCAACAAAUAUACAUCGAUCAUCGCAUGGGAGUUGAGCGUUAAUCCUUCAGAGAAUCUCGCUGAAAAGGGAGUAAAGCUCAAUGGAAUAAGAUCAGAAUGGCAAAAGGAGAAGUGCGAUGAAGUUCUCACUAUUCUAACGGCUCCCAUAGAACCAAAAGUUCAGCGAGCAGUUACUCUUCUCUGUCGCGGUCCUAGAUUCUCACCUCAAGAGGCUGAAGCUCUUUCUCAAGCAAUUGCUGAUAUGCAGAACACCUACACGGAUACACAAAUCUGUCUACCGAAGGAAGUCAAUGUCUGUGAUAGUCCAGAUUCCCUCUGGGACUUCACAUUUAUCCGAACCCCUGGGGACAGUGGUUUCUAUUGGAUGAACUUGAGAGAUUUUGUCGAAGGCGAAGCUUUUGCCAAAGCAUCAGAUUACUUUGCCAUAAUUCCUCUUGAUACGCACUUUGUGUGCUUCGAUGGAGAACCUGAUCUCGAGAGAAUUAUGACGGGAGAUUUUGGUCCCCUGGGAGGAUGUCACCCAAGCAAUCCUGAGAUUAUUUACCAAUGGGCGUGGGAAGCCUGGAGAAUGGCAGUGGGAGUUACUAUUGGUAACAUCUACCCGAGGGCAGUGGAUCUGAUGAAUCGUGGAGCUCACAACAGUGGCUAUCGUGAUACUGGAGAGAUUUGGCGCGAAGAACUCGAGGUGGAGGACUUGGAGGGACUCGUAAAGGAUCUAUGGCACGAAGUGAAACCCCUGUACACCCUCCUUCAUGCUGUAGCUCGACACUUUUUGCUACAGAAAUACCUGGAAAAUCCCAUUGAGGGAUUCACUGAGCAUGGAAAAAUUCCAGCUCACAUUUUGGGCAAUAUGUGGUCACAGAAUUGGGCAUCACUGCACAAAUUACUAAUGCCGGACAUUGGAUUGGAUCUGGAGGCAAAUAUUCGAGCGACAAAUUGGACAGCACUGGAUAUGGUAGAACAUGCUGAGGACUUCUUCACUUCCGUGGGCCUGAUGAAGAUGUCACGGAAAUUUUGGAUGUAUUCGCAAUUUGAGAAGAGCAACACAACAAGAUGCCAUGGAACAGCUGCAAAUAUGUUCAUGCCCGAAGACUAUCGGAUGAUUGUCUGUGCUGAGAAGAGCCUGGAGGAUUUUUAUGUGAUUCACCACGAAUUUGGUCAUUUGGCUUACUACUCAGCCUACAGACAUCAACCGACAAUAUUCCAAGAAGGAACUAAUUCGGCAUUUCAGGAAGCAAUUGGAGAUGCUCUAUUUAACGGAGUAAUGACGCCUCAACAUCUCAAUCGAUUGGCUCUCUUGCCAGAUGAAUUUCUCUUGCCGAACAACAAUACCGUCACCUUUGCAAAUGCCGAGUUCUUCAGAAAAAUGCCACAGGACCAGGCAAAAUCCCCAGUCCACAAUAUCUACGACAUUUCUAUCCUUCUACGAGUAGCUCUAGCCAAAAUACCCCAACUCCCCUUCGAAUACAUCCUGGAUGUCUUCCGUUGGAGUCUCUUUAGUGGAAAAGUUGAUUUUAGCGAUGCCAAUGAUUACUUUUGGGCCCUCAGUGAGCUCCAUCAAGGAAUUCAACCGCCUGGACAUGGAGAUCGACACAAAUUGUUCGAUGCUGGAGCCAAAUUUCACGUUGCAGACAAUACUCCCUACGUACGCUACUUCCUGGCUAGCAUCAUUCAGAUGCAAAUCUUCAAGGGACUUUGCCAAGUCACCAUUUUCGACAGGGUGGAUCCCAAAGAAGCCCUCCCAAUGCCCCUUCACCGGUGCGAUAUUUAUGGGUCAAAGAGAGCAGGAAGAAUUCUCAGGAAAUCCCUCUCAUUGGGAGCUUCUGUUCACUGGACAACAGUCCUGGAGAUACUUACAGGAUCCAAAAAUAUCUCUUCAGAACCCCUCUUAGAAUACUACAAACCUUUAAUUGAUUGGCUCGAGCACACAGUGCAUGAACUUGAUAUACCCGUCGGAUGGUAAAAGUGUAUUUAUAAAAGAAUUGUUUCACAGUUAUUUUGAAAAUAAAAGCCAUACAAAUUUCUAAAAAUUAUAAAAAAA
Molecule: messenger RNA, 2221 nt
Organism: Phlebotomus papatasi
Lineage: Eukaryota; Metazoa; Arthropoda; Insecta; Diptera; Psychodidae
Product: angiotensin-converting enzyme-like
Exons: 5
Coding region: 38-2143 (701 amino acids)
Biological process (GO): proteolysis
Cellular component (GO): plasma membrane
Molecular function (GO): metallopeptidase activity; peptidyl-dipeptidase activity
Source: RefSeq, a predicted model, not a curated record